AGGAGAACAAAUUCAGACACUGUACAUAUUGAACCCUGUUAUGUUGUGAACUUUUUGAAGUGUACGCUUAGUUGCAUUUGUCUUUGUCAGUACCAAGCCUUGUUCCUUUGUCCUUGACCUGAUUUGACCUUUUAUAUGGUUUAUGUUUAGCCUUUCUGGUGAACUUCUGAACUUCAUUUGACAUUCAGCUGAACUCUAAACCUGCAGCAUUUGCAGUUUUCCGUAUCCAGAACAACUUAUAAUUAUCUCACUUGUCUCACUUCCGGAAAAGAUACAUUUUUUCUGUAAAUGAGAUUCAGGACAUUCCAACAGCGGGGAACACCUUAAACAUCUGCAUCAUCAAAUAGCAAGUUGACUAAAUGUGAAACUGGUUUCCAAAGACAACAAUUACAGUGACAGAGUUAAUAAGGAGAACAACCAAAAUGUAUAAAAGAGAGCUGAACUUACACAAGAUGUUUCAGAUCAAAUCUGAGGAUACUGAAGUGAGACUUCAAUAACUUCUCAUCUCACUGGUCUUUAAGACUUAAUCACAUUUUCUUUGUUCUUCAUAUACUUGGUUUUUGCAGCUUCUGUUUUUACUCCACCUGAAAAUGGCACUGAAGCGAACUCCUUCAGCUCUUGGCCUCUUAGACAUCAUCGAUAACAUCGACAGGCCAGCAGAAGCGUUCGCUGAUGGAGCGUACGCAGAUACAGAAACAUACACUAAUGGUUUUGAAGACAAACCUGGGAAGCGCAUCCCUAAAGCCGGAGCUGUUGCUGAGGCCGGUGUAGGACGAGCUGGAGCAUCAUGGAGCAUCUUUACAGUUGGAGCUCAAGGUCCACAUGCUUCUCUGAAGGCUGAGGCUAAAGGGCUGGAAGCAGGAGCCAUGGCUCAUGCUGAGCUUGGAAGUGUAUCUGCUGUAGCUGGUCCGGCUAAAUUGAAGCUGGGUCUGGGGAUCGAUACCGGUUUUAAAAUUAGCCCCACUAAAGUGAAGGUAAAGGUUCUUGGCACAGGAGUGACAAUCGGAUCUACAAUGGGAUUUUAUUUUUUUGGAAGUGAAAUUAAAUUCAAGAUUUGGUAAAAAUUUGUUUCAAAUCUCUUUACUUUUUAACUGAUGAAUCUUUUCAGGAGGAGUAAUAGAUCAUUAAUCCUCAUAUUCUAUAAAACAGAAGUUACUCCAACCCUCAUGUGUGUGUUAUAGAGUGUACGU
Molecule: messenger RNA, 1190 nt
Organism: Silurus meridionalis
Lineage: Eukaryota; Metazoa; Chordata; Actinopteri; Siluriformes; Siluridae
Exons: 3
Coding region: 591-1061 (156 amino acids)
Source: RefSeq, a predicted model, not a curated record